AGCCAUGUGAACGCUAACUGAAACUGAAAGUUGAAAAUAGAGCAAAAAGAGCAAAGCUCUGAGCGCUUAACUCUAUUCCUUAUCUCAACCAAAGAAAUCAAUCAAGGAAAAAGCAAUGGGCUUUGUGAUGGGGAGCUCUUGCUUUUUACACUCUCCUCUCUCCCUCUCUCGUUUUCCCUCUUCUUCUGACCCCUUUUUCGUGUAUUCCUCCUCAAGAAAUGCAGAGGCCAAGAGAAGGAGAGCUCUGCCAAUGGCGUCUCUGCGCCAAGAGGACCCAAACGACGCCGUUUCUUGCAAGAGGAGGGCUAUUAUGUUGGUGGGUAUUUCAGUUCUUCCGUUCUUGCAACUCAGGGCUAAUGCUCUUGAAGGCUUGGCCACUAGAGAAAGUGAGCUCAAAAACCCGGAGGAGAGGAAAAAAGCAGAGCCAUCUGAAAUAAAUGCACCAUCAAAUCCCAUUUUGUCUCUCCUGAAUGGCCUUGGUAUUUUCAGUUCUGGUAUUCUUGGAGCACUCUAUGGAUUGGCUUGGGCAGAAAAGAAAGCCACUGAUGCAACAGUAGAAUCUAUAAAGACCAAGCUGAAAGAAAAGGAAGCUGCCAUCAUUUCAUUGGAAAAGAACUUUGAAUCAAAGCUACUGAAUGAACAAGAAGAAUGGAGCAAACGACUCACAAGAGCAAUGGAAGAGCAGAAAUCUCUAAUGGACCAACUAAAUUCUGCAAAUAGUACAAUUGCAGGCUUAGGAAAGGAGCUCAAUGGUGAGAAGAGAUUGAUUGAGGAGCUUAAAAUUCAAAUUGAUAGUCUUGAAACCAACCUUUCAAAGGCUGGGGAAGAAAAAAUAGCGCUUGAGGAAAAUUUGAAGGAAAAGAUCAACUCAAUUGAAGUCUUACAGGGAAGGAUUAAUGUGCUCAAUUUAGAACUCAAGGAUAGAGAAAAGAAUAUUCAAAAUCUUGGCUCUUCUCUUGCUGAAAAGGAUUUCGAGUUGAAUGAAUUGAAAACUACCUACAAGCAAACAAGGGAUGAACUAGCCAAUGCACUAUCAAAUAUUCAAAAAUUGAAAGAUGAACUCCUGAAAGAUCAAAAGGAAUUAGAAUUGAAGAAUGCCGCUCUGGAUCAAUUGAAUGCAACAGUAAGUUCUGUAACUUCUGAGAAAAACGAUUUGAAGAGGAAGAUUGAUGAUAUUCAGGAGGAAUACAAUAAUCUAAAAACAUCCUCCGGACAAAAGGCAGCUUUGGAUGCCAAGCUUUUGGGAGAAAAAGAAGAGGAACUGAAGCAGCUAAAGGAAAGGCUUGAACUUGUUCUGUCUGACACAAGUAGAAACAAAAAAAUAAUUGCUGAUUUGACCCAAGAGAAGGAAAACUUGAGGGAAAUGCUGGAUAAACAAUUGAACAAUGAAACGAAUCUGAAACAUGAGCUCCAUAUCACUCAUGAAGCUCUUGGAAAAUCAAGAAAUGAAGCUUCAAAUCUGGAAAUUCAAUUAAAGCAGUCAAAAACUUUGUGCACAGAACUUGAGGCUGAGAUCUCUGGGGUUCAGGCUGAGUUUGCUGGAGUUAGGGAAUCACUGCAGAGGAGCCUUGAUGAGGCUACAGUAAGUAGUGACGUGUUUGCUGGUGAGCUUGCUGCCGCAAAAGAACUUCUGAAGAAAACAAAAGAGGAGCUGCAAGUUGUGUCUCAUGAACUAGCAUCUGUUGCAGAAAAUCGUGAUAGCCUGCAAGGGGAAUUGGUUGAUAUCUAUAAAAAAGCUGAAAGAGCUUCUAAUGAUCUGAACGAAGAAAAAGAAUUAGUUUCUUCUUUAAAAAAAGAACUUAAAGCUCUGGAGAAGCAGAUUUCGAAGGACAAGGAGUCCCGGAAAUCUCUUGAAAUAGACCUGGACGAGGCUACCAAAUCACUGGAUGAGAUGAACCAAAAUGCUUUGUUACUUUCCAAAGAUUUAGAGAGGGCUAAUUCUCUAAUUUCUAACCUUGAAGAUGAGAAAGAGGUGCUUUACAAGUCUCUUACAGAGAAAAAGAAUGCAUCCAAAGAGGCCCGAGAAAACAUGGAAGAUGUCCAUAAUCUUGCCAUGAGACUUGGUGAGGAAAGGGAUAGUCUGGAGAAGAAAGCAAAGAAGCUUGAAGAGGAAUUGGCAUCUGCCAAAGGCGAAAUAUUGCGGCUACGUAGUCAAAUAAAUUCGUUGAAAGAUCUUGUAAAUAAUCAGCAACUGCCUAAACGCGAGACUGAAGCACCUGUCACUGCUACUGCAAGGAAAAGUAAUCAGCAACCACCGGAAGGCAAGGCUGAAGUGCCCGUCACUGUUACUGCAAAGAAAAGCGGUAGGAGGAGAAAGGCUGCCGAAUAAGAUAGUGAACUACUUUUGAUUGCCAUAUUGAGUCAUGUGUCAUCAUCCUUCAAAGCCUGUUGUUCUUUGGCUUUUUUCUUCUCUGACUUCAAAGUUUUCCCACUAUCGUAGUAUUAUAGAAAUACGACACUGAGGGGGUGAAAAAUGAUUUGUGUGUAACAGUUCUUGCGUAUGAAUGUGCUUCCCUUGUACAUGCUCAGUGUAUAGUAUCAAAUCUGAAGUUCAGUAUAUAUUUUCAUACAAGUCUGUAUUCAUAA
Messenger RNA from Prunus dulcis (almond), 2586 nucleotides. Its product is annotated as MAR-binding filament-like protein 1-1. Gene Ontology annotation, cellular component: condensed chromosome; condensin complex; chromatin. NCBI's taxonomy places the organism in Eukaryota, Viridiplantae, Streptophyta, Magnoliopsida, Rosales, Rosaceae. Gene Ontology annotation, molecular function: chromatin binding. The coding region runs from base 116 to 2329 and encodes 737 amino acids. The transcript has 4 exons. Gene Ontology annotation, biological process: mitotic chromosome condensation. The record is from RefSeq and is a predicted model, not a curated record.